GGGAAUAGAACGGUUGGGAUUGGUCUGGCGAUCGCCAAGCUGUAGAAACAAAGAACCAACAAAGCCGCCGCACUGUGGCUGCGACGCUGUUCCCGCCCGCUUGGGAAUGUCGGCGCUUAGGGCCGCAGAUGCUCGGUAUUGCGCACCAACAAGCGGAGUGAUUGAUGCCAGGGCCGGCAAAAUCAAAGCAAUGUGGAAUUUGUUUAUAUGGAAGCAGUUGUUCACGAUAUGCCCAACCGCGGGCCGUCGCGAAGCUGGUCGUGUACUGUCUCCUGGAAUCUUGCGCUGAUUGUUGCUACCAAAAGCACAGGUUGAACCCGUCCUCCCACUAUGGUUCAUUCCACUCGUCUCUGGUUGAUUACCCUUCUCAUCGCGGCCUUCUCGAGCUGGCCUCUGACGAAAGCUGCGUGCUACUUCCCCAGCGGAAGAAUCGCCGCCGGAGACGUUCCCUGCCGGGACGACACGCCGAACGCCGCGUGCUGUGGCCAGGGCUAUGCCUGCUUGAGCAACGGCAUCUGUCAGGCUACGGGUGAAGAGCUGCAGAAGCCCGGGGCCACGGAGUUUGUGCGGGGAUCUUGUACCGACAAGGAGUGGCGGAGUUCCUCUUGUCCUUUGUUUUGUAUCGAGCAGGAUGUGGACUUCUUGGAUGGCGGAAACGGCAUCUUCAAGUGCCAGAACACGACCGAGGAUCUGUAUUUCUGCAUCGACAAACAGUCUGCGACGGAAGCCAGUUGCGAGGAGAAGGAGAAGGUCCUGUUUUUCCCAGGGACACCGACUGCCAUUACCACAAUCGGUGUCUUACCAACCACAACGUCCUCACUUAUCAGCACGACUAGCACUGCCCCCCUUUCCCUACCCUCUACCUCUGAAACCGUCUCCUCCACGGCCCAAGACUAUUCGACAUCGGCUUCGUCAAGAGCGAGCGAGAGCACGCCCGGGCCAGAAACACAAGCCCCGCUCAACGAUACUGACAAAUUGUCGACUGUUUCCUCCUCCAAUUUGGGUCCGAUCGUCGGAGGCGUAUUCGGGGCCACCGCCGCGGUAGUUCUCGCCGGGGCGGGUGGCUGGCUCCUCGCUCGCAGGCGGAAGCGGAACAGCAAUGGAAACCGGGCGGAGCUGCCAAAAACACUGAGUGGAUAUACGGGGAGCCAAGGGAAGCCGAUGUUUACUACCGGCGGCAGUAACGCUUCCACGGAGAUAUGCGAGGCACCAGUGCCAACGCCAACGCCGGGGGUGUAUUGGCAUCAAAAGGUGCAACAAGGGCCCUCGGAACUUCCACACGCAAUUGGGAUUUCCUGUGGUCCUUCGCAUGCCGAACUCCCCGCCGAGUUACCGGGUGGUCAUCAAUGAGACCAAACAUCAUUGGGGAGUACAUAGGAGAUGGGCACCGCAUAGCAACGCCAUGCAAACCAAAGCUGUCCCCUGAAUUGGGACCAUCACGUAGUGUCCAAUAUCCUUCGUUGAAUAAGGUAGACACAUGAGCAGCUCUCCAGAUGCGGUUGAAUUAUUUGGGAUAGGCGAAGGAAGAAUAGAAAGAGAGGGGAGGAAAGAGGAGGAGGAAGGGGAAGAAAAUGAAGAAGAGAAGAGAGGGGAGGAAGAGAAAGCGGAAGUUUGAGAAAGUGAAAAAGAAAAACAAAUGUUUUCGUUCUGCCUUCAAACCUGUAUAGGUCCUUUC
Messenger RNA from Chaetomium strumarium, 1675 nucleotides. RefSeq lists its product as uncharacterized. The coding region runs from base 331 to 1350 and encodes 339 amino acids. NCBI's taxonomy places the organism in Eukaryota, Fungi, Ascomycota, Sordariomycetes, Sordariales, Chaetomiaceae. The record is from RefSeq and is a predicted model, not a curated record. The transcript has 2 exons.